GCGUUCAGUUCAGAUUGAGAUUGAUUCGUGAUCGUUAUGAGAUCCUGUUGCUCAGUGCUCUGUCUGCUCCUCGUCACCGUCGCCGUGCUGCAUCCCAGCGAAGCGCGCGGCGGACGUGGUCGAGGCGGCGGCUCAUUCGGGGGUCUCUUUGGGGGCUGGCGAAAGUACAAGAAGCCCUCGUCGUCGGGUGGUGGUCGCCGUGUGGUGAGCGGAUCGCCAGUGCACACGGCUAUGACGGUGCCAAAGCCUCCUCCACCGCCACCGGCCCCACCGAAGGCCAUGAUGCCGCCGAAGCAGCAGAUACCCAGCUAUCCCCGCCAGCAGAUGCCAGCGGGUUAUAACUACCCCACACAUCCGGGCCAGGGAACAUACUACUCCAAUGCACAGUCCUUGCCGGCGGGAGCCGUGUACUAUGCCCAACCACCCAUGUCCAUGAGCCGAGGAUCGGGAACUGGCGACUUCCUUACCGGAAUGCUGGCCGGACACAUGAUGAACAACAUGCUCUUUGGACACCGUCAUCAUGUCUAUCACAGAAAUCGCGAAGGAGAGGAUCAAACAGCGCAAACAGCGCAGGGCAAUGGUCGCCAGAUCAUAAUCAUCAACAAUGGUCAGCCGGAGGGAGCUGCUCUCAAUGAGACCACCAUUUCAGAGGAAGCUGGUGCUGCUGUGGCUCCAGAGAACCCCCUCACCGAGGAGGAAGAGAGCUCCAGUGCCGCCUCCAGCGAGGAGUCUGCAGAUGUCGAGGGCCCUGCUCUGCCCCCACCAGGAACCAUCGUUUGCUUCCCCAUUACGCUCAACGAAACCGAUCCCGAGCAGCCCGACCUGAUGCGAGAAGUGGAGCGAGUGGUCUGCUUUCCAGCCCCUUCUAAUCCAGAGGCGGGAGACCUCCUGGACGGCCCCGAACAGGGCAGUACCACAACCACCGAUCCGCCUGUUGUUGCGGGGGAAAUUGGAGCUGAUGCUGGUGGCGCCUCUGAGGGAAAUACUGAGGGAAACGAGGCGAGUGAGCCUGUGGAGGUGGCCAGCUAUGUGGCUGGCAGAGCUGCCAGUGUCAAUGUAGACGCUUUAAUGUAGUGUCCUUAAGUUGUUGUUUAAGUUUUAUUUGGAAUAAAUAUUAUUUAGUUGUAAA
Messenger RNA from Drosophila persimilis, 1129 nucleotides. RefSeq lists its product as uncharacterized. The record is from RefSeq and is a predicted model, not a curated record. The transcript has 2 exons. Bases 37 to 1074 code for a protein of 345 amino acids. Lineage: Eukaryota; Metazoa; Arthropoda; Insecta; Diptera; Drosophilidae.